Manis pentadactyla (Chinese pangolin) is the source of this 2142-nucleotide messenger RNA. Its product is annotated as histone H4. The record is from RefSeq and is a predicted model, not a curated record. Gene Ontology annotation, molecular function: DNA binding; structural constituent of chromatin; protein heterodimerization activity. NCBI's taxonomy places the organism in Eukaryota, Metazoa, Chordata, Mammalia, Pholidota, Manidae. The coding region runs from base 1476 to 1787 and encodes 103 amino acids. Gene Ontology annotation, cellular component: nucleosome. Gene Ontology annotation, biological process: nucleosome assembly. The transcript has a single exon.
AUUGUCUGUUUGGUAAAGAGUAAGUUAAGAAUCUUACAUUUUUAACUUCCUGGGUAUUAAAAUACAAUCUUUAAGAUGGAAUGUUUCCUGCCUUUUACUAUGUUGUUUACGGCUGGGCCAGCAUGCUAAAUUAGUUGCCUAGGUUACAAACUACUUAAUUAGGGCCGGAAGGAGAAAAAAAACAGCACAUAAGUAAAGGUAAAUAAAGUAAGCUGGGCCUGCAUGAUUAACAAUAAAGACAUAGGUUAUGCUGAGGUACUCCUUUUUCUGGGGAAUAUUCGAACAUUCCAGGCCAAGUUGCUGCUGGCUUUUUUAACUUUAAUUGAUUAAUUUUGGGACUAAAGUUUUAGUGGACUUUUCUGGCCUUUUUCUCUUUCCACCCCGCUCAUAUCUAUUUUCCUGCCUAACAAAAGUUUUUUAAUUUUUAAAGUUAUAUAUUACAUAGUAAAAUCUGUUCUGAGAUAAAAUUAAAGACCUGGAUUGGUGGAGAGAUUUAGUAUUUUUAGGUUAGGAGGACACACAGUAUUUCAAAAAUAACAAUUCUGCCCUAAUAAAUGGGUAGGCUUAACAGUUUUGACCAGAGUACUAAAAGAACUUCUUUCUUGCAACAAGACAUGAUUUAUAACUUCAAGAAUGAAUGGUAAUAAUAGAAAUUAUUUGAAAAUAAUUAAGAUGUAGGAACACUGCCAAGUGUUAAAAUAUUUUUCAACAUUUCAAAUAAUUCACAUAACACUUCUGCACUACACACAGAUUGAUCAGCACAGCAAUAAAAUCUCAGGAAUUAAUUUUAAGAGAAAAAUUCAAUGUAUAAUCAAGUUCCUCAAACCAGUAGGAAUAUUUAAUAUGUUAUACUGAUUAGCCAGCUAGUUAAUUUUUCAAAAGUUCAUUCGCUUUACAAGAAGGAUUAUUUUAGGGUAAAAAUUUUUAAAUGGUUCUAUCCUGCUGUUGAAAUGAAAAUUGGUACACCUUCUGUGGAAAUUUAGCAAUAUACCUGAAAGAUCUUAAAAUUUUCUAUUUUAUUUAGCACAUUCUUAUUCUAUUUCUGGGAAGUUAUUUCACGUGAUAUAUUUCUCCCGCAGAUUAAGGAGAAAAACUACAAAAUGGUAUAGUUUUAUACAAAUAGUUAGAGAAAAAAAUACAUGUAUACAUGUAGAGAUAAAAGCAGAAUAUUGUAUUCUCUUUACAUUUUUAUGUAUUUUCUGCAAUGUUUAAGUUUCGCUGUUUUAUGAGGAUGGGUCGCCAGACACAUUACAAGAGAAGAGAGGCAGGAAAAUAGGUAUUAAGAAUUCAAAAGAAUUAACUGAAAGAACAAAAGGGAGUAGCAUAGGACGCUUGUUUCACUUUAGGUUCCCUUCCCCAAACUAGAGGCACUUCCCGCCACAGCUCUUAAGUUUUCACUCUGGUCCGCAGAGGUUACCCAUAAAAAGGAGAUAAUCUGAGGGGGUGGGCUCUUUUUGAUUUUCAACUUCUUGAAAAUGUCUGGACGCGGGAAGGGCGGAAAGGGCCUGGGCAAAGGCGGCGCCAAGCGCCACCGCAAGGUCCUGCGGGACAACAUCCAGGGCAUCACCAAACCCGCCAUCCGCCGCCUUGCCCGGCGCGGAGGGGUCAAGCGCAUCUCUGGCCUCAUCUACGAGGAGACCCGCGGGGUGCUGAAGGUGUUCCUGGAGAACGUGAUCCGGGACGCCGUCACCUACACCGAGCACGCCAAGCGCAAGACGGUCACGGCCAUGGACGUGGUCUACGCGCUCAAGCGCCAGGGCCGCACUCUGUACGGCUUUGGCGGCUAACGUAAUUUGGAAUAACGUCAUUUGCUAAAAAAAAAAAAAAGGCCCUUUUAAGGGCCCCCAAAACUUUCAUUGAAAGAGCUGGAGUGAUUGUCAGAAAACAAGUGUUUAGUAAAUCAUUAAUUUGGUUCAGGUGUGCUCUGGGUAGGGUGUUACACAGGGUGUUAUAUUUGGGCGGCUCGUGGUAUUGGCUCCGGGCCAAGACUCCCAGGCCUGUGGGGAACCAGAGCUCCGCGAGUCAGCGGCCCUUCUCUGGGUGCAGGCUGAAUUCAACUUCUCUGGCUUAUUAAUUUGGGGUCAUCGUCCUAAUAAAUAAGAGUCUACCUGAGACCAAGAGUACUCUGUCCAACAAUCUCCC